This is a messenger RNA of Cokeromyces recurvatus, 2617 nucleotides long. RefSeq lists its product as uncharacterized. Bases 87 to 2336 code for a protein of 749 amino acids. The record is from RefSeq and is a predicted model, not a curated record. The transcript is spliced from 7 exons. Gene Ontology annotation, molecular function: ubiquitin-protein transferase activity; protein binding. Lineage: Eukaryota; Fungi; Mucoromycota; Mucoromycetes; Mucorales; Mucoraceae. Gene Ontology annotation, cellular component: cytoplasm.
UUUUUUUUUAUUUCUCUUUGCAUUUAUAUAAAAGUUAUACAUAUCCUUUUUUUUUUCUUUUAUUUAAAAAAAAAUCAACUUUUCCUAUGUCAAAUAAUAUCGAGCUCACAAUAGACGAGCAUAUAAAAAAAGUAAUCGAAGUGCAUUGGAAGUUUGUUAUAAAUAUGGCACAGGCAAAUAUAGAUGAUAUUGAGCAGUUUAAUGUACAUGAUCCAAAUGCAACAAUGACUUCAAGAGCAGACCAAAGAGCAAGUUCUGCCAGUGAAAAUACAAAUCAGCAAUCUAGAGCGGCAAGGAGUAUUGCAAGAAGAGAUAGUGCAUAUCGAAGAGAAAGUCAUAUAGUAAGAGGUCUUGAUGUCUUGUUCUCGAUGGUAUAUAAAUCAUCUGGUUAUCUUUCAUACCUUUCUUGUAUGUUAACUGAUUUAGAUCAUGAUAACCCUAUUGCUAUGGCAUUUUUAAACCAUCUUCUUGAACGAGCAGCACUACCUUCUCAACGAGCAAUUAGCUAUAUCUCACCUCUUAUCAUGUUGAAGUUAGCAAAGAAGCCUUCUAGAAUUCAGCGUAUGAUUUCACUUAUAUCGGGUAAAUACAAACUUGAGCGUUCGCUUAGUAAACGGUUAGCACUUCGCAAACAAAUAUUUAGCAUUGCUCUAAAGCCAUCAUUAAGUUUUAUGGUCUCAGUUCAAAAUGAAGAACAGACAAAGUUAAGAUUGAAUGCAGCCAUCCUUUGGUGUUAUUUAGCCAAUAAAUUUGCUGGUGAGAUGGCUAAACUUAUUUGGAAUCAAGAUGUGAAUGAUUUAUUAUUUAGUAUUAUAUCGGAUAUCCAAGAAGACCUUAUGGUUCGCAUCUUUUCCCUAUUAGCCAUAGAAAAAUUUGCAUUGACACGCUCUAUUAAAAAUUUUAUUACAAAUCAUAAUCUUCAAAUUCGAGACAUAUUGAUAGCGAUUAUCAAAGAAUGUGAACUUGCAAAUGAGCGCAUCUAUUUCAUAUCAAUAAAUAAUAUGAAUCAAAGUCAGAAAAAUAGAUUUAAACUGAUCACUGAUACUUUGUACGUUGAAACCGCCUCAUUUAAUCAAGUGAAUAAGUUUUCUACUCAAAAUAUAUUUGAUACAGCCUUUAUUCCUCCCAAGGGUCCUUUACGUGAUGAAUGGGGAAAAUAUGCCCAACUCAACUUUUGCUCAAGAUGGGCUCUAGAUCAUAGAUUUCCAAAUAAAAAGAAACAAAUUUCAUUUCCUUGGGAUUUAUCUAAUCUACGGAUUAUCAUGAAUCCUUUUGAUGCAACAUCCAAGCUGAAAAUAGGAAGCAACGGUCUUGAACUCCGUAAUGAUAGGCCUUAUUUUGAAUCUGUUCGAGCAACUGCAUGUGUUAGGAAGGGUAAAUGGUACUAUGAAGUUUUACUUCUUAAUAGUGGUAUAGUACAGAUAGGAUGGGCUACAAGCAAAUGUAAAUUUGCUCCAGAUGAGGGUGCUGGCGUUGGAGAUGACAAUAAUAGUUUCGCAUUUGAUACGUUUCGGUCUUGUGUAUGGUCUAAUGGCUCAUCUGUUUAUCCUCAAGGUAAAGUGAGAAUACGCUGUAGGAUAGGUGAUGUAGUGGGUAGUUAUCUUGAUCUCGAUAAUGGUCUUUGCAGAUAUUUUGUCAAUGGUCGUGAUUUAAAACUUACUGUAGAAUUUGAAAACACGUAUCGAAAGAUAGAUCGUCGAAAGAGUGUAUGUCUUCCUGAACGCCCAACUCUAGAUGACUUCCUUUCAUCCAAAUUAAUAUCCUCUACACAUUCAACCCCUAUUCGCUGUAAGACCCUUUUGAACAUCAGAAGGGAGUUGCUCAAAAGGAAAAGUGUUACGAAGGGAUUAGGCCUCUAUCCUGCCAUCACUUUGACAGCACAUCAACACGUUUUAGUAAACUUUGGUGAAAGUCCAUGGAUGUUUCCUCCACCUGUUGCAUGCCAAUUUCAAGCUAUUUAUAAGAGUGGUUACCUUGAUGCUGAUUUCAAGCGACUUGUUAUGCACUGGGUUAAAAAAUGUGGAGUCAUCACUCAAAACAAAGUAUCUUCAUCAUUUGACAAGCAGCCUUAUCGUCCUCUCUAUGGCGCUGGUCCAGUUCCCGACAGUCCAUUACCUAUCAUAUACAGUAGUGGCAGUAGUGAUGAAUCAAGUGAUGAUGAUUCUAAAGGGAUUGGCGAAAGCUCUAAUUGUAAUAUUUGUUUUACAGAGCCUAAGGAUACACUACUUUUACCAUGUAAGCAUGAUGGUAUAUGCAAUCAAUGUGCACAGAUGCUGAUUACUUGUCAUUUAUGUCGUGCAAAGAUCAUUACAAGAAUUACUCAAAAUAACUCAUAAUUUUUUUUUUUUAUAUACAUGUAAAGAAUUUGAUGUUUCAUUAAUUUGUAAAGUAGACAGUUUAAUAAAGUUAAUGCCAACUUCAUAACAAUGUUAACCAUAUAUUAGUUCAUAUUUAUUGCAGUAGCAUUUUUCUUUCCUCACUUUAAAAGUUAUUGAUAUAGUUUGAAACUUUGCUUUCUUUUAUAUACGUAUAAUCUUGUACUUAAUGGGGCAAGCAGUAUCUAGUUUUGGUAAUAUGAUAAGGUUAAACAGUUUUGACAUGGACUGUUUAUUUUAAA